This is a messenger RNA of Colletotrichum navitas, 1839 nucleotides long. Its product is annotated as GMC oxidoreductase. Bases 1 to 1839 code for a protein of 612 amino acids. Gene Ontology annotation, biological process: secondary metabolite biosynthetic process. Lineage: Eukaryota; Fungi; Ascomycota; Sordariomycetes; Glomerellales; Glomerellaceae. The transcript has 8 exons. The record is from RefSeq and is a predicted model, not a curated record. Gene Ontology annotation, molecular function: flavin adenine dinucleotide binding; oxidoreductase activity, acting on CH-OH group of donors.
AUGCAAGCUAUUAUCCUCGCUGCGACCGGCCUUGCCCAGCUUGCCUAUGGACAUCCUGCUCAAUCAUUCUCAUUGCUAAGAGAUGACGUUGCAGACACCUACGACUACGUUGUCGUAGGCGCCGGUGCAGGUGGAAUGACUGUUGCCAACAGACUAUCUGAGGAUAGCACAAAAACUGUUCUUGUCAUUGAAGCUGGGCCGCUGCAUCACUACGAAGCUGGUUUCAUGAUUCCCCGUUUCUAUAAUGGUGAAAAGGGAACCAAGUAUGAUUGGAACCACACCACAGUUGCGCAGACCAACCUUAAGGGCCAAUCUAUGGUUUACACCCAGGGCCAUGUCGUAGGAGGCGGCACUUCAAUGAACGGUAUGGUCUUCGACCGAGGAACUCCUCAAGACUACGACAAUUGGGCCGCCCUCGGCAAUCCCGGCUGGGACUUCGAGACUCUUUUGCCAUACUUUAAGAAGAGCGAGACAUUCAACCCACCGCCACAAGACAAGGUCAUAGAUUUUGGAGUGACAUACGACCCCGAGUGCCAUGGAACUUCUGGACCGGUGCAAUCCAGCUUUCUUGAGUGGGCAUAUCCUCAGUAUACCGACUUUUUUGAGGGUAUGGCUUCGCUUGGCGUUCAACAUCCUCUCGAUCAAGGAUGCGGAAAGUCGAUGGGCGCUUACCUAACGACCCAUUCCCUCAACGCCGCGAAUCAGUCUCGUUGCGAUUCGCGCAUUGCGUACUAUGAUUCGGCUGUAAAUCGACCUAACCUUCACCUCUUGGCCGAGCACCAGGUCACCAGAUUGAUCUCAGAGAAGCAAGGAGAUAAGGUUACCAUCGCCGGCGUAGAAUUCGCCACAUCACCUGAUGAUGUCAAGCAGACCGUGCACGUCAAGCAAGAAGUAAUUGUAUCAGCCGGGGCGCUCCAUUCGCCCCACAUUCUUCUUCUCUCGGGUAUUGGACCGGCCAAGUUGCUACAGCAGCACGGAAUCGACGUCGUCGUUGAUCUUCCGGGUGUCGGUCAGAACUUGCAAGACCACGCAGGAGGAGUAACUUCAUGGACAAAGUUCCUGACAGCGAGUGAUUUGACUAACAACGCAACAUUGGACGCCGAGCAGGGUCGGCUUUAUUACGCGAACCGCACAGGCCGCUGGACCGAAGGCAUCCCAAACGCCAUGGCCUUCAUUCCUUUUCUCAACUUCAGCAGCACCGAGGACUUAGGGCAUAAAAUCGUCUCGCAGAUGGAACCGGCUCAGUCGGCGCUCUACCUUCCUGACGACACCGAUGCUACAGUACGAGCCGGCUAUCUCGACCAAGUUGCAGUUAUCAAGGCGGCACACGAGAACCGCACGACGGCCGGGAUGGAACUCAUAUACCUAUCAGGCGGCACAAACAUCGUCAAUGUUCUCCUACACCCUCUGAGCCGAGGUUCUAUACAGCUCAAUUCGACCGACCCCUUCGUCGCGCCCGUUAUUGAUCCCAACUUUCUUGCCCACCCCGCCGACGCGCUAGCCCUGAUUCAAAUGGUGCGCUAUAACCGUAGACUGAUGGCCACAGAUGCGAUGGCAAAAUUAGAGGCGGUGGAGACACUGCCCGGCCUAGAUUACGAUACAGACGAUGAGAUACUCGACAACACAAAGUCGGUUCUCCAGCCGUUCCUUCAUCCUGGUGGGUCAUGUGCAUUGCUUCCGCUGGAGAAGGGAGGUGUUGUGGACACUGAGCUGCGCGUAUAUGGCGUGAGCAACUUGCGGAUCGCAGAUGCGAGUGUCAUCCCUCUGUUGAUCUCCGCACACACACAGGCCACCGUGUACGCUAUCGGAGAAAGGGUAGGUUCAAAAUUGAAGGAGUGA